Messenger RNA from Penicillium expansum, 525 nucleotides. RefSeq lists its product as uncharacterized. The coding region runs from base 1 to 525 and encodes 174 amino acids. The record is from RefSeq and is a predicted model, not a curated record. The transcript has a single exon. Lineage: Eukaryota; Fungi; Ascomycota; Eurotiomycetes; Eurotiales; Aspergillaceae.
AUGAAUUUCAAUGGGCUGUCCUGGCCUACGAAGCACCUUCACACGAGCACUAGAGACGGAUCAACAUGGGGCUAUGUCAUCUAUCGCACCACAUAUACUCCCCAAUCCAACGUCGCAUUCCUCCGAAUCAUCGAUCUUCUCAACUCCUACAUGAAACAUGGAUUAUACUCUGAAUGUGUCUCCUCAGGAAGCAAUCCCCAAACAAAUACAGAGCUCGCUUCAUAUCACGAGAUCUGGGCUCAGCACCGUCCAAUCAUUAUGAACCAUCCAAAAUUUGAUGGAGCAUCAAUAGACUCGAUUCGAGCUCAUUUCCAACGCUGGGCUGAUUUGCAGGAGGAUCAAGGUCUCUCGAUUCAGUACCGCAUGUGUAUGAUGAUCGACGAAGAGUCUUUACAGACAUUGCUGGAUGCUCCGCCGCCGCAGGAGUGCUUGGAUGAAAAGAUCAUCAAUCCGAUGCGACAUGUGAAAGUUGUACCACUACUUUCGGAUAGCGAUGAUGAAUUUGAUGGUUUUAUGGGUGGAUAG